AUGGCGUCGCCUCUGCCGCCGAUGGAGGCGCUCGAUCUCGCUGAAUUCGACCUCAUCGACCUUCAGGCCGUGUCUUCGGCGACGACCGUUCAAGAUGAGAAGCUCAAAACCACUGAACCCUCUUCUACUGCCUCCAUCGACUCUUCACUACCCAAGCCCGAAGAUGGCUUCCGAUUCAGCGAUCUCGACCUCGUUUCCGAAGCACUGGUGCUCACCUCGUACGCGCGAUUCAAGGGCCUCGUCAAGAAAGACAACAGCGAGCAAUGGGAAGAGGUGAACGGCCUGGAGAAGCUGGAGGUGGGCUGCGGCUACCGCACGGAGAACAGCAUCCCCAUCCGCCGCCUCUCUCGCGACGAGCUCCUCAUCGGAGGCAAGAUCCGCAUGCUGCUCGAGAGGCUGCCGCCGGGCUGCGCCUCGCCCGCCCGAGGCAAGUACCUUGCCACCUUGAGGGGCUACUUUGACAGGAGCACCGGCGUCAUCGCCCUCGAGGCGCUCAGCCAGAUGAAGUUUGAGAACGGCAUCCCGCUGGCCCACUACAACCGUGAUGGUCCCUCGGAUAAGUGCCUGCGCGUGCACAGCUUUGACAAGAUCAGGAUCGGCAUCGCCUACAUGGUGGCCUACACGGACGGCCUGCUCAAGUUCAAGCGUAUCUCGCAGGGCGAGAUCUACAUUCACUACAAGCGACGCAGGGAGAUGCUCGUCGUGCGGAGCCAGGAGAUCAAGACCGGCAAAAUCGAAGCCAUCAAGUGCAAGAAGCGCACGCCCCUCGUGGACGCCGACAAGGAGAACCUGCAGAACCUGGCCGUUCCGUUCCCCCGCGGCAAGGGCCGCAAUGGCGGUCGGUCGCCCGUCAAGCGCCGCACGUCGAUGGCCGCCUCCGGCCUCCACAAGUCGUCCACCGCGACCGCCGCCAAGGGCAAGAAGCCGACCGCGAGCACCGACGACAAGCCCAAGCGCGGCGGCUUCAGCAUCUUCAGCUACUUCUUCUCGGCGCGCCCGUCGGCUUCGUCGGUGUCGCCGCCGGCUUCGCCCCUGCGUCGCUCGCCCGCACGCAAGGCCAACAACCGGCGUAAGAGCAUGGGCGCCGCACUGUUCUCGGACAAGGAGAAGGAGGAAAUCAUGGCCUCGUCGGGCGGCGCGCCGCCGCCUCCGCCGCCUCCCGGCGCGCCCAUGCCGCCCCCGCCCCCAUUCGCCACCCCGCUCGCGCCGCCCCCGCCCGGCGGCCUUAGGCUCGGUGCCAAGCGCGGGCUGAGCCUCCAGGCCAACGGUGACUUUACCACGCCGACGCCCCGCAAGAAGAUGCGCUCGCUCUACUGGAGCGUCAUUCCCAAGGACAAGCUGCAGCAGACAGUGUGGUGUUCGCAGGAGGUGCUGAGCAGCCCUUCGAUCAACGUGGAUGUUAGUCGGCUGGAGUCGCUCUUUUCGGUGUCGCCCGACAAGAAGACCAACAAGUUCACGCCCCGGUCGGGCAAGGAGGCCAACCAGUCGCCCCUGGUCGCCAUCCUCACCCUGCCCCGCCUCAACAACAUCGCUAUUCUUUUGUCGCGGUUCAAGAUUAGUGAGGAGGAGAUCAAGAGCGCUAUCCUCGCGAUGGACGACACGGUGCUCACUAGCGAGAACGUCAACGCGCUCCUCUACAUCACCCCUAAGGACGACGAGGUGCGCGCCCUCCGCGCCUUCCGGGAGAAGAUGGACCCCGCCCUUCCGCUGGGCAAGGUCGAGCGCUUCAUUUUCACGAUGAUCGAGAUCCCGCGGCUCGAGAAGCGACUGGAGAUGUUCCAGUGGAAGCUGCAGCUGGAGCCCUCCGUCGCCGAACUGCGCAAGUCGCUCGCCGCGCUGGCGGCCGCGUGCGAGGAGGUCAAGUCCAGCAAGCGUCUCCCCGUGCUCCUCAAGGCCGUGCUGAUCAUCGGCCAAGUGCUAAACCGGGACUCGUACCUCUUCAUCUCCGAUGGCUUCCGCAUCGAGUCACUCAUGAAGCUUACGGACACGAAGGGCAAAGACAACUCGACGACGCUCGACUACCUGGUCAAGGAGAUCGAGGAGAAGAUGGUGGACCUCAUCACCUUUUCCGAGGAUAUCCCACACGUUGAGGCCGCGGCCAAGGUCCAAAUGGACCACCUCACCUCCGAGCUCGCCAAGAUGCGGGCUCACCUCACACAGAUGCAACACGAACUCAAGAUCGUGUCGCUGCAGCAGCAGCUGGCCACCACCAGCACCGAGGCGGCCGAGCAGAAGCGGCGCAUGUUUGAGUCCUACGGCGAAGUUGUCACCGCGCUGCACGACGAGGCCUCGGUGAAGGUGAAGGAGGUGAGCGACGCCAUGGACGAGGCCACCGCCAAAUGGAAGGAGCUCGCCCUCUUCUACGGCGAGGACGGGGAGAAGAUGGCGCCGCAGCAGUUCUUUGGCAUCCUGCACACCUUCGUGCAGCAGUUCAACAACGCCCGGACGGAGGGCAUCAAGCGGCGGGCGCGGGCCGAGCAGGAGCGCCUGCGCAAGGAGAAGGAGGAGCGCGCCCGGCUGGCCAAGGAGGAGCGCGCCCGGCAGAAGCAGCAGGAAGCGGAGGAAGAGGAAGAGAGGAGGCGACAGCAGCAGCAGCAGCAACUCGAAGAGGAAGAGGAGGCGAAGCAGCAACAGCGCGAGAGCGCUGACAACAGCGACGUCGGCGAGGAGGAGAAUGGCAACGAGAGAGAUGAUGAAGAUGAAAAGGAAGAGGAAGAUGAUAAGGAGGAAGAUGAUGCUGGUGGGGCGGCGGAAGCUGGCACGGACGACAGCGGCCUGGACCAGGCCGAGGAGGCCGAAGCGGAGGCUCAGGAGGAACCUGCAGAGGAGGCGGAAGAAACGGAAAAGGAAGAAGAGGAAGAAGAGGUGGUCAAGGUCGCGCUCUCGGUGGAAGAGGCUGUGUCGGAGGACGAGGAAGAGGCCGAAGAGGAGUUUGCCAGUCUGCCCGAGAUGAACGAUUCAACGGAGGAGAUCUCGCUCUACGACGAUGAUGCCAACGAAGAUGCGGAUGAUUGA
This is a messenger RNA of Acanthamoeba castellanii str. Neff, 3015 nucleotides long. Its product is annotated as formin domain containing protein. Lineage: Eukaryota; Discosea; Longamoebia; Acanthamoebidae. The transcript is spliced from 13 exons. The record is from RefSeq and is a predicted model, not a curated record. The coding region runs from base 1 to 3015 and encodes 1004 amino acids.